Cylicostephanus goldi is the source of this 525-nucleotide messenger RNA. NCBI's taxonomy places the organism in Eukaryota, Metazoa, Nematoda, Chromadorea, Rhabditida, Strongylidae. The record is from the annotation of a GenBank genome assembly.
CUAGCCGCCAAAUACAACAUGGUUAUCGUUUCCCCAAUUCUCGAGAGAGAUGAGGAAAAAGACGAUGUGAUUUGGAACGCAGCUAUAGUCAUCUCUAACACCGGAAAAGUUAUUGGCAAAAGUCGGAAGAACCACAUUCCCAGAGUUGGAGAUUUCAAUGAGUCAAAUUACUACAUGGAAUCGACGCUAGGCCACCCUGUAUUCCAAACUGCCUUUGGAAAAAUUGCCAUCAAUAUUUGUUACGGUCGUCAUCAUCCACAAAACUGGAUGAUGUUCGCACUCAAUGGUGCCGAGAUCAUUUUCAAUCCGUCCGCUACCACAGGAGAUCUAAGCGAGCCUCUGUGGGGCAUUGAAGCUCGCAACGCUGCGAUCGCCAAUCACUGCUACACUGUCGCCAUCAAUCGCGUAGGGACCGAGACAUUCCCGCAUGAAUUCACCUCUGGCAAUGGCCUACCAGCUCACAAAGACUUCGGUCACUUCUUUGGAAGUAGUUACGUCGCUGCUCCAGAUGGCAGUAGAACCCCG